AUGGAGUCUGAGGCAAAAUUGCUUUCGGAAUUGUUCUUCGAGAUUCUGAGCCGAACAAGUUUGGAAACGUUGGAACAAUGCAAAUCCGUUUCAAAGGAAUGGAAACAAAUCAUCUACGAGCCCACUUUUAUCCCUCUCCAUUCCCAACGAACCAAUUCCCUCUACGGCUAUUUCUUCCAAACCUUGAAAUCUUCGAAAUCCCACUCCGCCUUCGUCUCCACGGCCCCCGGAGCCAUCAAUUCGACGUGGCCUCGCAACGAGGGCGUCGAAAUCCUAGCCUCAUGCGAUCAAGGGAUCCUCAUCUGCGAGAGAGGAAUAUGCCGCAACAAGCGCUUCUACGCCUGCAAGCCCGCCACCGCCCAAUGGCAACCUCUCCCAAAUCCCAAACUCCGCUACCAAACCAAAUCCGUCGCCGUCGUCGUUGCCCGUUCCCAUCCCCUUCGCUACGUCAUAGUUCGAUUGUACUCCUUAGGGAGCCAGCUCCACUGCGAGAUCUUCGAUUCAGAGAGAUGGAGAUGGGAGAAGAUCGAUAAUUCGCCUCUCUACGGAGAGAUUGUCAUCAAUUGCUCUCCCUCUGUCACCACCGCAGGCCGAUUCGUGCACUGGCUCACAUUAAACGACAGCGUGCUGACGUUGGACGUGGAGAAGAGGCGUUUUCGAUGCUCUGCGCUGCCAGGAUGCCUUCCCAUGUGUAGAUGGACGUUGCCGGCGUUGGUGGAAUAUGAAGGGGAAUUAGGGUUUAUGUGUCAAGUUGAGGAAAAAGAAGAUCGUAGCGAGAUGGAGGUGUGGAGCAAUGGAAAAAAGAAGGCGGUGGUGAAUAUGAGAGAUAUAGGUUUGGGUUUGGAUUUGCAACACCCGGUGGCGGUGGAGUUUUGCAGUAGCAAUGUGGUUUUCAUAAGAAGUAUGGAAGGAGGUGGUUUUUAUAAUAUGCAAAAUCGCAGUUUUAGUAAAGUUGAAGUACCUUACGAUCUUAGGAUUCCGAUGCAAGUGUUUCGAUUCAGAUCUGAUUCACAAAUUGUCCAUCUCAGAGGUGGUUGCCAUGCUUCCAACACAAGAAGAAGAUAG
Molecule: messenger RNA, 1065 nt
Organism: Salvia hispanica
Lineage: Eukaryota; Viridiplantae; Streptophyta; Magnoliopsida; Lamiales; Lamiaceae
Molecular function (GO): protein binding
Source: RefSeq, a predicted model, not a curated record